UAUUUUCCCCUCAAAACAUAUCACUAUAUCAAAAUGACGAACUUCCACCGCUUUCAUGAUUCAUGGGCGGAAAAACUCAACAAAUUCACAGCCGAGCUCGCUAGCACCCCAACACCACGCCCCAACUCUACCUCAGAGCAUGAACAUGUUCGACAACUCGUCGAUGAGGUAGUCGCUCAUUACGUCUUCUACUACCAAACUAAGAUCAAUGAGGCACGUACCGAUGCCCUCCCUUUAUUUGCCGCUGCAUGGGCAACCACCCUAGAGCGGUCCCUUUAUUGGGUGGCCGGCUUUCGUCCCACCACCCUUUUCCACCUUGUUUAUACCGAGUCUAGUAUUAGGUUUGAGUCCCAUGUAGCGGACAUCCUACAGGGUCGCCGCACGGGGGACUUAGGGGAGCUCACUCCGGCCCAACUGGCCCGGGUUAGCGAGCUUCAGUGUUUGACCGUCAAAGAAGAGAACGAGAUUGGGAAUGAGUUAGGUGGGUGGCAGGAGGAGGUGGCCCGGUCCGAGCCCGAAUGGUCCGGGCUUUGUGGAAACGGGCCUGACGGGCUGAACCGUUUGGUUGCUAGGCUUGGUUCCGUGGUGGCUAAGGCGGAUGAAUUGAGGAUGAAGACGUUACGGCAGGUGGUGGAGCUUUUGACACCGCAGCAAGCAGCCGAGUUUUUGAUCGCGGCCGCUGAGCUGCAGUUGGGGAUUAGGCGGUGGGGUGUGCAUCAGGAUCUGGUACGUGGCGAGGAGAGGUGAUAAUAUAUACUCUUGGUGACAAAUCGAGAUGUGAUGUUUGCAUGCAUGUUUUCUUUUUUGAUCAAUUUACCGUAAGAUCCUAAAAGAGUAAAUUCAAAUUAAUUUGGUAAUUUGAUUUAACCAGGAAAUUUAAGUGAAAUUUUCUGAAAA
Messenger RNA from Chenopodium quinoa (quinoa), 897 nucleotides. Its product is annotated as protein DOG1-like 4. The record is from RefSeq and is a predicted model, not a curated record. Gene Ontology annotation, molecular function: sequence-specific DNA binding. The transcript has a single exon. NCBI's taxonomy places the organism in Eukaryota, Viridiplantae, Streptophyta, Magnoliopsida, Caryophyllales, Amaranthaceae. Gene Ontology annotation, biological process: DNA-templated transcription. Bases 34 to 747 code for a protein of 237 amino acids.